UGUAGACUGUCAUCAGUCGAGCAAUCAUAUGGUUCUAAAGUGUACAUAGUGUCAAAAUUUUUAGUAAAAUGUCGUAAAUUUUCGUAAUUUCUUCUCCGCAUGAAAAAAUAAUCGUUCGCUUCACUCAUGAUGGAUCACUACAUGCACUGGUCAGAUUACGAAGACAUAAAAGAACAACAGUCACGCGAACACCUCAUAGAACGUCUACAAGGAGCCAGAAACAAACUAGCACCGAUCCUUGACGAUGUGAUAAUGUCCGCUUCCGAAUUAAUGAAAAGAGGAUGCUUCGAAGACUGGAUGCUAACACCCGAACAAUACCAAGACAUAAUCUGGGCGUCGCAGAUUUUACAAGAAUGUGAUUAUACAAAGAGUGACAGAGAUUAUACACUGGCAAACGUAGAUGUGAUAGUCAACAAUGUAAGUGUAAACGGCAAAAUGAUGUCUGUUAAAGAUAAAUCCAUCAUUAUAGAUGAAGCAACAGUGUUAGAACUUUUAGAACUAUACCAGAACAUGGGUGUAAUUAUUCAAAGGCUCCUUACUGACGGUGUUAGAGUUAACGACUCAGUGGCAGUUAAGAGUUCAGAAAGAGUUAAAUCGUCGCGAACAAGCAUGGAACAUUCAAGAUCGGCUGUUCAGGAACCUGAAGAGGAUUAUGACGAAUUCAGAGAGAACAUGAAGAGGAUGUCUAGUAAACAAGUGUCGACACCAUCGCCAUCGUCAACAUCAUUCACAGAAAUGCAAGAAGGCAAGAGUCACUCAAGAUCAGCAUCGUUUACGGAGACAGAUAUGCAAGAAGACAUGCCGGAAGAAACCGACAGGGAUGUAAACCCUCCUGAAAUCAAAUCAACGCUUUCUGCUUUAGUGAACAAUUCUUCUGGUGAUCUGCAUAAAAAAAAGAGCGAGAAUGAAAUUGUAAGUGAUUAUGACGAUGGUUCUAAGAAAAAAUCCAAAAGUGAUAUUAAUGAACCUUCGGUCUUCAUUAACAUCAGAUGCUUUAGUGAUUAUUCGGACGCAGAAUACGACAGUGCUGAUGGAAAAGUUAUAAAGUGUGCUAAAGAUUGUCCUUCACAUUAUCAUAUCAAACUAGAUGGUGAACCCGUGACGCUUAAAAUGAAUCAGAACAAUGUUGAAGAUGGCACUGUGUACUGCAUCAAUACAGGAGGAGAUGCGUCGGACGAAAUCAGAAUUAUCAUCAAGCAGUGUCCAGAAUGCAGGUCCACUGUUAUUGGGUCUUCUACGAGAAUUAGAGAAACUACAGAGACUGGAGAAUCUCACGAAUCCAUUACUUUGCACGGAAAGCAAGGAGAUGAGAGCAACAUGGCUUAUUCUUCUGACGAGAACGAAUCGCUUAAAGAGAGCGAAAAAUGUAAAUGUCUUCAGAAAGGGAGAGUUUGCACGGAUAUCUCCAAAGUUAGAUGCGAAGAAUUUUCUUCUCCGUGCUCUUGCACUGAUACCGACUUGUCUCGACUUAUCAGUGAGCGCAAAAUGGCAAGCAGACAUAGUGUCAGAAGUGGCGAUACAAUUGAAAGCAAACAGCGAGUUGGGAGCGACAGGAGUGAGUCAAAGAUGGACGUACUCAUAGAUUCGGACAACGUGGAUAAAUCGACCGUGAGAGUUCACGAUGACGACAGAGAACCUUCUAUGCAAAAAUUACCAAGCAAAAUUAUUAGACAGCAGAGUUCGUUAGCGCUUACUAGAAGACGGCUUUGUUCGUCCAUGGAGUUCGACGUGACGACAGUUCACACAAGACUCCGAGAUCGCGAAAUUCAACACGGCAAUUCUCACAUUGUAGUGGAACUUAAGAAACUAGGGGUCGACAAGAUUUUGAGGGCUUGUAGACCUGCCAAAUGUUGCCGCAAAGCUAUCCUUGACGAAAGGCAAAGAACCGCACUACCAUACUGCGUUAGCUUAAAGUCGUUGCCGCUGAUGGGUAACGAUGUUGAGGUGAUCAAACAGUCGAUCGAUAUGAGCGUAAAGAAAAUUAAGAACUCGAUGGACCUUACUCAAGCCCAUAAAGAUAAAUUAGCUUUUUACGUUAGUUUAGGCAAAGACGAUUUUAAACCUAAUUUCGAUUUUCCGUGGGUAAUCCCGCUUUACGACGUUAAACUUAGUAAGACUAAACAAAGCCAAGACAGAUUUUUUGUUCUGAAGAAAAAUGAAUCAAUUCCGACGCAAACAGAACCCGUUAACGUCGAUGGAAGUAAACAUAAAACGAACAAGAGCACUAAAAGUAGCUCGGGAUAUCUAUCCGGGAAGAAAUAUUUUCUCUUGAAGAAACCCACAAGUAAUUCUACUAGGUUGGAAAGGUUAAGACUUCGUAAACGCGACUACGCUAGUCAAAGAAGAGUUAGAUUCAGGCAAAAGAACAACUCGAGUGACUACAGCGAACAGAACUGUGUUAUAAAGACGUGCCAUCAGAAGCGGAGCAUCUACAAGAGCAAAAACAUUUGGAGUAGUAUUAGUCACGAUGACUGGAAUUUCAUAUUUGCUCAAGAUAACAAAGAACUGGGUCUGAGCAACGUAGAUUUCACAUUCGGACAAACAAGAAUUUCGAAACGACACUACAGUAAACCGUCUUCGAAGGUUUCCGUACAUUACGAGGAACUAUCACAUUUAACUAAAUUUGUUUGUCCUCAAUCAAAUAUUGAACAUACUUGUAAUCUACUUACGAAAGCAUCUUCCACUGUGAAGCCGUUAGAGCGUGGAGACUACUCAUUUUCGUCCAUAAGUAGUGUGCUAGAUGUCCGCGUCGGCGAUAAAAAGUCAGAACUGUCAAACUUUGAACUAAAGAGAACGAAACUGAUUAGCCCUAAAUCAAUGCCCAAUUUUUGGAAACGCGUUUCCGAAGAAUUAUAUUACACCUCGAAUGCGUUGACGGUUUGUAUGCGUCGAUCCCAGAGCUUGACGAAGUGUCAAAAUGUUGCUAAAGUACCGCAAGUGCCUCAAUUAGAAGAACCGAAGGAAUUUAGACUUUCGAAAGCACAAGAGAGCACAAAUCAGAUUAAACUGGAGUACUACGUUGCUUUAGUAAAUGGAGAUUUAGUGUGGAGCAACAAACUGCCACUAGAACCACAAAACUUUACCACUUUCUACAACCAUUCUAACAAAACCAAAAAGGGUGACACGCCUGGUACUCCCGUGGAGGACCCAAUGUUUGCCACUCGGGUCACACCCGAGGAAAGAGCCCGUCCAAUGCAGUCUAGGAAGCGACGAAACCCCCACAAUAACUCACCCAGCGAUAGCAGAAGUACCAUAUCAGAGCUUCCCAUGGAACAAGUGGCCCAAAGUCAAGCUCAAAGUUCGCCAUCGCGUCGUGGUAAGCCGCCUGCAGAACUUGCGUCAUACCCCUUAGGGCCGGAAUCGCAGGAGGAACUUUGGGCCCCGCACUUGGUCAGCGAAAUCUCGCUACCAAGAGUUCACGAACCAGUAAAAAAACAAGAAGUGAAAAUAGUAGAAGCGGAACCAGAAAAACCAAAAAGCGUAUGCUCAGAGAAGACCGUGUGCAUGGGUAACAAUUGUACAGUUUGUAAAUCGACACCCAGCGGAUCAAACAAGAAAUGCUUUGGAGGGGAUAUAAAAAUCAAUAUAAAAAAGACAAAAGAUAAAGGUGUUCGGGUUUCAGGAGCGGGCGCGAAGUCUUGCAACAAAGAAAUUUGUGAAAUUUACAAAAAUAAGAACCUGAUGCCUGACAAACCGGGGACAAGCAGCGUGAAAAAGUCGAAAGAUAGUUGCCAGAAAUUCACGAUCUCUGCUAAAGAAAACAUCGAAAUUUAUAUAAAUGACAAAAAAAUUUGCUUGGGUAAAAAUAAGGGUAAGAAGUAUCCGAAGGAGUCGUGGCCGGAAAAAAAGGAAGAUGAUAAAAAUUAGCCUAUACAUAGUCAUAAAUAAACGAUUUAGGGGUUUUUCUUAGUUCUUGGUUGAUACAAAGUGUUUCUGGUGGCCAUUAAGUUGCCUGCUUUUAGAGUUUGCGAGUUUUCAGUUUUAGUACGUCGUUCGAUUUAUGAGUUGGAGGCUGAUGAAAGAAUUUAAUAGAUGUGUUUUAUUAAUCUCUCA
This is a messenger RNA of Zophobas morio, 4053 nucleotides long. RefSeq lists its product as uncharacterized. The record is from RefSeq and is a predicted model, not a curated record. NCBI's taxonomy places the organism in Eukaryota, Metazoa, Arthropoda, Insecta, Coleoptera, Tenebrionidae. The transcript has 6 exons. The coding region runs from base 127 to 3867 and encodes 1246 amino acids.